UUUUCAACUUAAAAUAAUGAAAAAAAUCAAACCCUAGAUGUGUUUUUAUUUUAAAAAAAUUGAGCAUUGACACUCCCCAUCUUCACGUCACACUUUUCUUUUACUGUAACUUCACACGCCCAUCACACAACAAAAGAAGAGCAUUGCAAAGACUUAGCUUCCAGAUCUGACUAAACUAGACCACCAUUUUCUCCUUACUUUUUUUCUCAUUCUAAAUAUUUUAUUAGAUCCAAUUGGAAUCGAAGAUUAAAACUCAAUUGCUCAAUUUUCUUUCACUUAAUUCUAUCUUAUUUUAAAUUAAUUUUUAGUGUUGGUUGGAUUUUUGGGAUUUGAAUUAGUUAGAUCUGAGUUGGGGGUAUUUUAAAUUUCUUUUUCCUCGAUUGGUUAGGGAGUUUUUCUCAAUGGCAAUGCCAUCGGGAAAUGUAGUUUUAUCUGAUAAAAUGCAGUUUGCUGCUCCUCCAGCUGCAGGAGCUGGCGGCGGCGGAGGUGGAGCUGCUGGAGGUGAGAUCCACCAGCACCAUCCUCGGCAAUGGUUCCCCGAUGAGCGUGAUGGCUUCAUCUAUUGGUUGCGAGGGGAAUUCGCCGCCGCCAAUGCUAUGAUUGACUCUCUUUGUCAACAUUUGCGUGAGGUUGGAGAAGUAGGGGAGUAUGAAGCCGUGAUUGCUUGCAUUCAACAAAGGAGAUCUAAUUGGAACCCCGUGCUUCAUAUGCAGCAGUACUUUUCUGUUGCUGAGGUCUCCUACGCGCUUCAACAGGUCUCCUGGAGAAGGAGACAAAGGCCUUAUGAUCAAGGGAAACUUGGGGGCAAAGAGUACAAAAGAUCUGGCUUUGGGUUUAAGGGGCAUAGGUUAGAGGUGGCUAAAGAAAUGCAGAAUUCGGGCGUGGAUAAUGAUGCGAAUUUGACUGUUAACACAAUUUCAGACAGAAACGAUAGAAAGACUGAGAAACGUGAUGACAAUAAAUCGGGUGGGGAGGAUAAAGUUUCAGCAGUCUCGGAGGAUAUAAAAGAUGCUGCUUCUAAGCCUCAAGCUGAUAGCAGCUUAAAAAAGUCAGGGAGUUCGGUAGGAACUAUACCUGGAAACACGGAACCUGGAACUGAGGAAGUAAAUGGUGGGUGCACAUCCAGCUGUAAAGUGAAUGAUUUACAUUCUGCCCAAAAUGAGAGUGAAAAGCAGAAUCUGGCUAAAGGUCCAAAAACUUUUGUUGGUAAUGAGAUGUUUGAUGGAAAAAUGGUCAAUGUUGUUGAUGGGCUUAAAUUGUACGAGGAACUGUUGGAUGAGAAGGAAGUUUUAGAUCUUGUCUCAUUGGUAAAUGACUUGAGGGCUGCAGGGAAAAGAGGGCAGUUUCAAGAAGCAGGUCAGACAUAUGUGGCUUCAAAAAAACCCAUGAAGGGACAUGGCAGAGAGAUGAUUCAAUUGGGCCUUCCAAUUGCAGAUGCACCUCUAGAUGAUGAAAUUUCUGCAGGGACUUCCAAAGAUCGGAGAAUAGAAGCUAUUCCUGCCUUGCUGCAAGAUGCUAUUGAUCGAUUGGUUGACUCGCAAGUUAUGACUGCAAAACCAGACUCUUGCAUUAUUGAUGUCUACAAUGAGGGGGAUCAUUCAAUGCCUCGUAUGUGGCCACCUUGGUUUGGAAAGCCUAUUUGUGUCAUGUUCUUGACCGAGUGUGACAUUACUUUUGGAAGGAUGAUUAGCGUUGAUCCUCCUGGGGACUUCAGAGGCUCUCUAAAGCUUUCUCUUGCACCUGGAUCUCUCCUUGUGAUGCAUGGAAAAUCAGCUGAUUUUGCCAAACAUGCACUUCCCUCUGUCCGAAAGCAACGCAUACUUGUUACAUUUACCAAAUAUCAACCAAAAAAAUCCAUGUCUGACAACCCAAGGCUUCCUUCACCUCCACUUUCUCAGUCUUCACAAUGGGUUCCAUCGCCUAGUAGAUCACCCAACCAUUUUCGCCUCUCUGCUGGCCCCAAGCAUUAUGCAGCAAUACCAACCACUGGUGUAAUGCCAGCCCCACCAAUUCGACCACAAAUUCCGCCUUCAAAUGGUGUUCAACCAUUAUUUGUGCCCACUCCAGUUCCACCUGCAAUUCCUUUUCCUGCUUCAGUUCCCAUUCCUCCAGGUUCAACCGGGUGGCCGGCUGCUGCUACAAGGCAUCCUCCACCUCGUCUACCCAUUCCUGGCACAGGAGUUUUUCUACCUCCUCCAGGCUCCAAUUCAGCAUCUCAACAGUCGUCAACAACUGCAACCGAACCCAACAUUCCUGUGGAGACAACUUCCCCCCCACAGGAAAAUGAGAUUGAGUCAGGGAAAACCAAUCAGCAUGCAGCUUCUCCUGAAGUGGGGUUGGAUAAAAAAUCUCCAAAGCAGGACUGCAAUGGAAGUGUAGAUGGAAGUGUGAGUGGGAGAGCUAUGGUGAAGGAAGAAGUACAAUGUGCUGAGAAUAGUGUCAAGCAAAGCUGCUAAUGCAGUUGUGUGAGAGAGAGAGAGAAAGCAGUUAGGCUGCAAACUCCAAUGAGUUAAAAGCAAAUGUAAAGAGCGGCAACAGUCGAGACAUUUGGCAUUUGAUACGAGUAGGUGGGAGGGGGAGCAAAGGGGAGGGAGGAACUUCUCAGUUGUCUCUGCAAUCCUUCAUGUUGUCUUUUCCAUUUCUUUUUUGCUGUCUUAGUAUAUGAACACACUCACACUAGGUGGAAAACUCCAUUCUUAAUAUAACUUUUGCUUCUUAUUCA
This is a messenger RNA of Gossypium raimondii (Peruvian cotton), 2722 nucleotides long. RefSeq lists its product as hypothetical. The record is from RefSeq and is a predicted model, not a curated record. NCBI's taxonomy places the organism in Eukaryota, Viridiplantae, Streptophyta, Magnoliopsida, Malvales, Malvaceae. Gene Ontology annotation, biological process: mRNA catabolic process. The transcript has 8 exons. Bases 402 to 2456 code for a protein of 684 amino acids. Gene Ontology annotation, molecular function: mRNA binding; demethylase activity.